AUGACUUCUUAUUUAGGAGAUUGCCAAUUCGGGGUUGGUGUUCCUGUAGGAGGUGAAGGUAUUUUACAUGUUGUAAAUCGCUUUUUAGAAAUGAAGGGUCAUUCGGAAAAAAUGUCAAAGUUUCUAAUUGACUUUUCUAAUGCUUUCAACAUGGUGAGCAGAUCUCAGCUCAUCAAGAAAGUCCGCCUUCAUUGUCCAGGUAUUUCUCGUUGGGUAGAAUUUUGCUACUUACGUCCGGAUAAGCUUUAUUAUGCCCAAUAUAUUUUGUCUUCUGCACUUGGUGUGCAACAAGGUGAUCCCCUCGGUCCCUUGUUAUUUGCAUUGACACUUCACCCCUUAGUAAAUACCAUUGCUUCUCGAUGCAAACUUGAUUUACACGCCCGGUACCUUGAUGAUGGUAAAAUUUUUGGUGAUACAUUAGAGGUAGCUAAGGCUUUGCGUAUAAUUGAAACUGAAGGACCAGACAGGGGGUUACACCUCAAUAUAAAGAAAGAGGAAGUCUUUUGGCCUUCCCUUGAUCCCAGGAGUACAACGGAUGGUGUUUUUCCUCCGGAUAUUGGUAGACCUUCUAAGGGAGUUAAACUUUUGGGCGGUCCAGUGAGUUUAGAUAUGGACUUCAUUAGUGACAUGUUGUUGAAUAAGGUGCACAAAACUGUUCAACUAAUGGACGCGAUCAAAAAACUCAAGGACCCUCAAAGUGAGAUGCUUUUACUUCGCAAUUGUACGGGUGUGUGUAGACUUUAUUUUGCAAUGCGAACUACCAAUCCUGCUGCUCUACAACCUGCCACCGAUCUCUUUGAUGACCAACUAUAUCAAUAUUUGAGGCUUCUUAUUACUGGGGAUGGUGCGGGUUUUGGUCCUCUACAGAAGAGAUUAUCUACCUUACCUAUCAAGGAUGGUGGACUUGGAAUUUAUACCAUGGCUAACACUCGUGCUUACUUUUAUCUUACUUUUCAGAGCCAGACUACUUCAGUGCAGAAAGUGAUCCUUGAUAAUUUAUUCUCAACGGACAAAUGUUCAGCUUAUCAGUUGGCUAUUCAGACCUUCACCCAGCAUGCACAAGACUAUCUUUUUGCGGUACCCAUUAGUGGGCUUAAUCAAUGCCUUGGACCUAGACAAUUUAGAGCUGUGCUUUGUUAUCGCCUUGGUAUCCCUCUGUUUGUUGAGAAUAGUUUAUGCCCAAGUUGUAACAAAUCUAUGGACAUUUUUGGAGAUCAUGCGCUUCAUUGUGCUAAAGAUAUUGGAUAUAAGUUUCGCCAUGAUAUUGUUCGUGAUGUUAUCAUUGACAUUUGUUACAAACCCAAUGUACCUUCGCGCAAGGAGGUUUCUCUCGGUCUUCAGACGGAUGAUGACAGAGAUUUAAAAUCUGCUGAUAUCCUUGUUCUUAACUGGAAAAAUGGGCAAGAUGUUUGUAUGGAUGUUACAGGUGUCUCUCCAUUCACUGGUGAUGGUGUCCGCUCCUUCGCUCCUGGUAAGGCUAUUUCUGGUGAAGUUUCACGUAAACAUACCAAAUACUCGGACAAGUGUGCUGCACAUGGAUAUGGUUUGGGUUUUCUAGCUUUCUCUACCUUAGGGAAACUUGGUGAGGAUACUCUGUUUUUUUUAAGCGUCUAA
This is a messenger RNA of Papaver somniferum (opium poppy), 1614 nucleotides long. RefSeq lists its product as uncharacterized. Bases 1 to 1614 code for a protein of 537 amino acids. The transcript has 2 exons. Lineage: Eukaryota; Viridiplantae; Streptophyta; Magnoliopsida; Ranunculales; Papaveraceae. The record is from RefSeq and is a predicted model, not a curated record.